Messenger RNA from Closterium sp. NIES-65, 729 nucleotides. NCBI's taxonomy places the organism in Eukaryota, Viridiplantae, Streptophyta, Zygnematophyceae, Desmidiales, Closteriaceae. The record is from the annotation of a GenBank genome assembly.
AUGGCUGGAAUGGGGGUUGAUGGGGCACGGCAGGCGGAUGAUAACCACAAGGGUGGGGGGGUUGGGGGCGGCGGACCCAUGCCUCGGGAGGAGGUGGAGGCGGGGAAGGCGGAGGGAUUGCGGAAGGCGUGGGGGGAGGCAGCAGGGGGGGUUGUAACAGAAUGGUUUAGCAAUGCAUUCAUGGAAGAGUUGUCCGACCAAGUCAUGAGGGAGAGUAAGGGUGGGAAUGAUAUUUAUAUAAAGGGGGGAGGGGAGGAGCAUGUGGAUGAGGCAGAUGAGGAGGAGGAGGAGGAGGAGGAGGAGGAGGAGGAGGAGGAGGAGGAGGAGGAGGAGGAGGAGGAGGAGGAGGAGGAGGAGGAGGAGGAGGAGGAGAAUAAGAAGGUGACAAACUCAGAGGAAGAGAUGUACAAUGCUGAGGAUGAUGAGGUUGAGGAGGAUAGGGAAGAGGACUUUGCUGCAUUGGAAAAUGAGGAAGAGGGGGCCACAAAAACACUACGAGGUCUACAACGGGCUACAAAGGCGGAUGCGAAGGGGAAACGUGCUAUGGCCGACCAGGAACCUUCUAAGAAGCGUGGUGGCGGAUUGAGGCGGGGUCGAGGCGUGCCACGAGUCUUCCCGAAUCAUGAUUCUGGCCCCCAAACACGGUACCCGGGCACCCCAUUGGGAAAGGCCGCCAAGGUGGCCAUGGUGGAUGACAAAGUGGGAGUGGACUUGGAUGAGGAGUUGUGA